This is a messenger RNA of Peniophora sp. CBMAI 1063, 2481 nucleotides long. The record is from the annotation of a GenBank genome assembly. Lineage: Eukaryota; Fungi; Basidiomycota; Agaricomycetes; Russulales; Peniophoraceae.
AUGAUGCCCAUCAGACCCUGCGAGAGCGCCUUCCCCGCCUCUGUGGUGAGAGACGUGGAGACUCCUCUGCAAGUGGCGAAGAACCCAGUAGGACGUCCGCGGAACACGGCUCAGGAGGUCGAAGGGUUCAUACUCAAGCACGCCGAUGCGCACGAGCGCAUCCGAGGGGGAUUAGCGCCGCUGCCGCCCAUCGCACACCUCACUACGACGGCGAAGCUCUUCGAUCACGCCGCCAUCGUCACCAUCGCUGAGUACGGUUGGGAUGAUCCUUUGAAGGAGUUGAAGGAAGAGCCAGAGCAGGAAGGCGCUUCCGAAGCGGGGGACGUCGACGAGAAGGCGGGCAUGAGCGUGAAGGACGUGGAGGCAACCGUGACGCAGACGAAGAGUUUAUUGCGAAAGGGGAAGGGCAAGGCGGGCUCGAGCGGCAGUGGCGAUGCGGUGGCUGAGGCUGAGAGGAAGGACGCCGUCCUCGCCAAAGUUCGAGGGAGAGUUAAGUACUUGCUGGAGUACGAAUAUCGACGUCGCGCGGCGAGCAACAGGCUCACUUACCCGACGAAGAACAAGAAAGGCGCAAAGGCCCAAGCCGGCGGUGGCACGGCGGCGGCGGCGAGCCAUGAGUCGCCCAAGCCUGGCGGCGCAGGCUUCGUCGCGAAGCCUGCGGGUUCGAGAACUGGCGCAGGGGGCGACAUCUUGAAGCUCUUCAUGUCGAAAGCGCCCAGGCGCAAGCAGGCCCAUCUGUUUUGGGCAGACGGGCUCAAGGGUGACGAGUCGACGCGGUUUGAAGCGGAGGUAGAUGCUCGGGUGGAGGAGGACGGCCGAUUGGCGGCCGAAGAGGGCAGAGCUGCUACGCCGCGGCAGGGCGUGAGAAGCGCCGUCGCCUCUGAGCGUUACAGGAACUUCUCCGAGGAUGAGAAGGCGGCCGUCCGAGAGAAGAUUGACGAAGAGCACGGCAAGUUGCUAGAGGAGUGGCAGGGGCGGCAGUCUGCGGAGCCAGAGUCGCCGGACGACGCCGCGGAGUUCCUCGAGCGGGCGCGAGAAUUGCUCGCUGAUCUCGCCGAUUUCGUUGCGGUGCGUGGGUCGGCUGUGUGCGUCUGGUACACGGUCGGGCCGAAAGGCGCGGCGUACUGCUCCAUGGCAGCCGUUGAAUCCCCGCAUAAGAAGUUCAAGGACUGGAAGGACGAGGAUCCGUUGGUUCACGCCCAGACCGGUUUGUCCAUCACGGUCCACGCGAACAAUGUGAACAAGUCUCGCUGGUCGACUCUGCUGGACGAUCUUGGACCGCCGACGCCCAAACCCGCUGGAGCCGAGCUUCAUGACGGCGAGCAGCCUGGGCCGAGCCGUGCACGCGGCGACUCAGAGCAUGGCUCAGCUGCGAGUGCUCCUGCGCCCGCCUUCGAUGGUGAAGCACCCGCCUUCGACGGCGAAGCGCCCUGGGGCGAGAGCGCGGCGUCGUUGCCAAGCGAACCCCGAAAGGAUGACGACGGCGCCAGUCCUGCCCCAUUGCCGCCUAGAGCAAGACCCGCACCGGCAGAGUCGUCCACGGCAGCGUUGCAGGAGGGGAGCGGCUUCAGCGCUUCAGGACGCGCAAACGAUGCAGCGCAGGCUUCGCUCGACGAUCCCGAGCCAAAGAGAUUGAUCGAGCGCGCAACGUCUGAGGCGCGGAAGCGCGGGCGUGCAGCCGCUACGCCUCGAGAGCAGUCGUCCAGACCAGCUGAUGCGGGCGGGGACGCGGGCGUGCAGCUAAACGCGCAGCCAACCGAUGAGGAAGACCCGUCCUCGCGUCUCGUAUUCGCUUUUGAUGAUGUAAGUGCGCGCGACCGUCGCACCGUGGACGAGUUCAAAAGCGCGUGCGAAAGCGCCCUGCAGAGCCUGGCGUUGCGGAAGACGUGGCUAGAAAGAACGAACGGGCUCAAAUUCUUUCCCGAGGUUGCGACGGCCUUUAAGAUCGGCGAAAUGCGCGACUUGGCGUUCGAGGUAGCGCUCGCAUACCUCUCCCUGGAGAACAGCAGUGCGGCGGACGAGCAGUUCCUUAUGCGGGCGGACGAAGCCGGCAUGCUCGAACCGGCGUAUCUGUUGACCUUCGCGCGCAGCCCAAGGAACGGAGUAGCCCGAUGGCACAGCACCAAGGCCGUGCAGGGCAAGAAGCGGACCAGUGCGCUCCUCGACUGGGACAUACACCUGACGCUACCGCGCCAGUGGGCUCUAUUGCAGCCCGACGAGCGGCGUGACGACAUAGGCCGCCUGGUUGCGCCUGCCAACGCAUCCUUGACGUGGCCAGCAAAUACGAUAUGUCCCGGCGAAAACGGAAUAAGGAUCUUGGUCGCGACGUUGUUGGCUUGGGGCUCGGGCAUAAACGCAAGUGAAAGCGACGAGGGGACGGUAUGGAGGCGCAUGGCGGCUGAUGUGGCAGACGUGCUCAAGAUCGUGGCAAAUAAACACAGCGCCACCCAUACAUCCACCACAGGCGGACGAGUAAAGUGA